CUCCUACAUUGUAAUUCACUCCUUAUGGACCGCUUUGUCAUUAAACGACCGCGGCCUGAGCCUCAACUGGACGCUCGAACGAUUCCCGCAUGGUCGCAGGAAGAACGAACGCUUCACGUGGAAUUCGAUGACAACGAACUCACCCACGAUUUACUUGAUCUCCGGAAAAACGCAGAUCGACAGGGCAAUCGAAAGCUAGUGGAUGCUGACCUGGAGAAAAUCACCCCAUUGCUUAUGGAAUUCGGCGCGACAGAGUAUCACAUUGAUCUGAUACUGGACAUUCUUCUCAAGGAUCAGCAUAAACUAACCGACACUGCAGCUCGCAAACUUAUCAAACUCAUGCUGCCGAGGGGAAAGGUGUCUGCUAACCACGCAUUGAAAAUUAUUGCAAGUCUUUCCGGACGAAGACUUAGUGAACGAAUUCAGGCAACGCUCCUGAAAUGGAUCGUUACAAUCUAUGACUUGAUUGACAGCAAAGACAAGGUGGCUAAGUCGUAUGGUAUACUUUUCCACUUUCUUGAUUCUGAGCUACUACGACCGGGCAUUUGCCAUCUACUAUACUAUAUGACUCGACGUGUUCAUGUCAAGUCAUACAGAAUACGACAGCUGAUGCGACAAGUCAGCAAAAGUGGAACAGAUGUCAAUCUUGCUGGCUUAUUUUCAGUUUACAAAGACUUUGAGCCAAGCAUGGUUAUGACUAUUGUCCCUCCAUCUCGGAAAGUUAUCUUCAAGCAUCCUGAUCCAGAGUUGAUGGAGUCUAUCCAAUCUAUACAGGCCCGCUGGAAUGGUCCAUCACUACGAGAGAAUGGACUUUUCAAGCCCGAAAUAAGAGAAAGAACAGCCAAGCGUCGAAAAGUAGACAGGUUCCUUAUACCAAAACCCAAGACCUGGAAUGCUGAUAGGCAUGCUGCUGUCAUUGAAGACAUGACGAGUGCGACGGAAAUGGUGCAACGCAUCACCAAACUUGUCUUGCCAACUGAGCUGGCCUCAAUAUAUGACAGCCGUCUGUUACAGCAUAUAGUUAUGUGGAAUAACGAACCUUCUACUGUGGAGAGGCUUAACCUGUGGUUAGAGCAGUAUCUAGCCGAUCUGCUGUAUGCUCAGGAUCAAGCAACCGACUCACAGCAAGCCUUGGGCGACUUUCUUCAAAAGGUUUUCUCUAUGGCCGAAUUCACCAGGGAACUACUACCCGCUUUCGAAAAGUUCUUGGCACAUUAUCUUUGUAUAUGGAAUGGUCAUGAUCACAAAGAAUUGAUAUUUAAAUUGAUUGCUUUCAUAAAGCCUGCAUCCUUUGACGAUAUCUUUAAGCGAUACCUUCAACCACUUUUCCGACUUUACACCGUAUCUGAUGUAGCAUGGAAGGCUCGGUUAAUUACGACAUACACUGCGUGGUUAAAAAAUUGGGCGUUAUUGGACUGGCGUGGUCAUCAAGAACGACGGACUGUAGGCGAUGCCUCCCAAGACAGAAUUAUCACCCAUUUCGAGGGCCUUCCAUACAAUAUUCAGUACAUUGAAACCAUGGAAGAAUUUGUUCUUCAUAUUGAUAAAAUAAGUGUGCUUGGUCUCCAGAUGGAAGACGGCAACCCUAUUCUACAACACGCCACUCUUUCCUUCUUUGAAGUGGCGUCCUCCCUGCCUACUGACUUCGAUAUACCCCUAAUUACUGUUCCAUCGCACGCUCUGGUUGUUCAACAUUGUCUAUCUACAAAUGGUAUGGCUAUCAGUCGGAUGUGCGGUGUACUACUACAAUACUAUCUAGCACUCCAAGACACCUCGGACGAGAAUGAGGAAUGGAAAGGAGCGUAUACUGAAGAAUACAUCAACAUGUUCAAUUCCAUGGUGACGGACGUGUGCAAUGCAUUGUGGAGAGGCAGAGCACUCAAUAACAAAGAGAACCACGCUAGUGGAUUCAACUUGCCAAGCCAUGUUAUCGACCAAUUGAACACAGUCUGCCAUGAUCGGAAGCAAAACCUUUCUACAGCAUUAUUGAUUACGCAUUCACCGGCCUUAGCAAGCUAUUCCAUGCGGUUCAUGGAGGACAAGGAGAAGAUGGUAAAUUCAACGCGACCACUAAAUGAACCAGUAACAGCUGCUGCUUUGCAGGAGCUUGCAGAGGUAAGUCAGAAUGGCGGUGCUCACAUCACGUACAAAGCGUUCCGAGAACAACUGUUAGACCAACUCGAGAGCAUUGGAUUUGUUGGAAUGAAAGAAUUCUUGUAUGGCACUUUGAAGUCGUUAAGACAGCGAGAAGAGGAGAAAGCAUAGUUUAAAUAUAGGUGUAAAAGGAGAAAUAAAAAAUAAUUUUUUUUUGCCCAGUGAAAAGA
This is a messenger RNA of Umbelopsis ramanniana AG, 2324 nucleotides long. RefSeq lists its product as uncharacterized. The record is from RefSeq and is a predicted model, not a curated record. The coding region runs from base 25 to 2265 and encodes 746 amino acids. Gene Ontology annotation, cellular component: kinetochore; cytosol; nuclear body. NCBI's taxonomy places the organism in Eukaryota, Fungi, Mucoromycota, Umbelopsidomycetes, Umbelopsidales, Umbelopsidaceae. The transcript has 20 exons.